CGCUUCUCGCUUCUGCGACAGGCAGCGCGUAAAACUUGAAACCCUAAACCCAGCCGCGGCUCUCAGUGUACGUACAGCAGUCCAACUGUGCACAAACACAAACGUGUACAUGUAUAGAUUGACAUGCAUCUGUAGAGCUCGAUACGCGUGUAGUUGUCUGUUUCCGCUUUCAAGAGUUUUCUCAGAUCUCUUUCUUGUGGCGAGGGAGCGUCGUUUCGGGUGAAGGCGCCGUGAUGAGUUAUCCGGGAGAAAGUGUGGUGCCUUCCGGGGUUCCCUGUUUCGCUUUUCCUCACGAGUGCCGUAAGAAGAGGCGCCUUGUGUUCGUUCUGCAUGCGUAAAACGUUCUUGGGUCUUUCCGCGCGGCGUCUUCAUCUCCCGUCCUGUUCCCUGUCGAAUCUCUCGUCUUCCUCUUCGGCUCUUGUCUCUCCUUUCUCCUCUAAAUUUUCAACAUCUUCUCCCCUUCCGUCUGCUCUGUUGUCACUUCCUCUGACUCCCCUGCCGCUCUUCUUCUAACUUCCUGGGCACUCUUCUUCUGCCUUUUCUGUUUUCUGUCUUUUCUUCUGCUUCGUCUCCUCUGGUCUCACCUCUUCCGUUGCUCGUCGAAGAAUCUCAAUCGUCUUCAACCGCACCACCUGUCUCUUCGUCUCUUCCUUCGUCUCUCUCCUCGCCUGUGUCACAACGGGGAAAGAAGGGUGUUGCCCUUCUUCUCCCACAGACAGAGACAGGCGAAGGCUUCAGCGACGGGGAGACAUGGAGACGGAGAGGUAGGCUGCCAGCGAAGGUGAGGCAGAGAGAGACUGGAAGGGAGGAAGGAAAGAAUCGAGACAGACGAGGAAAAGGAGCCAGAAAGAAGAAGAGACUGAGAACGUCUCCAGACGAUGGACGCCUCAGAAGACAGAAAGCAGAACUCGGAGGAAGCUGGCGAAGAGCGGGAGCCUGCCUUGGGAAGACCGACGACGAAGGCGUGUCAUGAGCACUGUGGAUCCGCAAGACAAACCGGAGAAAAGCUGCUUUUCGCAGAAGAAAGAUCGAUGCUGCCUGGAACAGCUUGUGGGAGGGCGACGCCCGAAUCUGCGUGUACACCUCGCAGGAGGCCUCGCUCACCAGGAGAGGAGGACGGGAUGGCGCGCGCAGCUGCGCAGACUGCGCCUUUUUCCUCAACUGCCUGCGGCCAGGUCUGGCGUCCUCGCGCUGAGCGAGAGUCUCAAGUGUCUUCUCUCUGUCCCCAUCAAGCGACUGAGAGAGAGAGUCACGAAGACCGGACAGGCGAGACGCUGCAGAAACUCACACUCUCCAACGAAGCUAACCGCAGACGAUGCUCCAGUCAAGAAAACACUGUUGAUUCAUCUUCCUCCUCUUUCCCUUCCUCUUCGUCUUCGCUCUCCUCGUCCUCCUCUUUUUCUUCUUCCUCUGCUUCGAUUUCUGCUUCCUUUUCUGCCUCCUGUGCUUCGUUCUCUCCUUUGUCUGAUCCAGAGUGUCGACGGAAGCGUCGGCGCGUGCAAAACACGAUUGACGCUUUGCCGGACGACCUUCUUUGCGAAAUGCUUUUGUUUCUACCGUUCGAUGAAGUGGGUGCCUCCAUUCCUCUCGUCUCGCGUCGCUUCUGUCGUCUAGCGCUUCUGCCCUACAUCUGGACGUUCUUCUACGCGAGUGCGUUCUCCCCUGCAGUCUCUUCUCCGGCUUCCUCUGCGAAAUCUUCGAAAGCAGCGCGCUCUUCUCCAGCCUCUCUCCACUCAAGGGUGUCUUCUGUCAGUUCUCCUGUCCCACAGUCCUCUGGAGAACGACUCUCUCUUGACUCGUCUUCCUCCCCUGAUUUUGUUCGUCUCUCGUCUUCUCUACAUCCUUCGUUUUCUUCUCGGGCGGGAGGGCGGCAGAGUCGUCGCGAACUCGCUGAGGCGCGGGAGCGAGAAGAGGCAGAAGCGGCGGCGGCGAGAGCUGCAGCUGAAGAGAUCUGUUUCGUGGAGAUGGAGGCAGCCAUGCGUCUAGGCCGCGACCGCGCGGCUCUCUUGAGUCUACAGCGGCAGACGCGCGUGGAGCCUGUACGGAACGCGGAGUCUUUGCCGCGAGAAGAUCGCACUGACAAGGAGGAAUCGCUGUUCUCUCUCCCCGUUCCGCCGCCGCCGCGAGCCGUCGCCGCGCUCCUCACCCACUGCCACGUCCAGCGCCUUCAACGCCUCCACGCCCUCCGAGAUCAGCAAGCGUUCCUGAAGAAGCAAAAGGACGAGGGGCGACUGUGGGGGGCGGUGCACGCUGUUCAAGGAGAGAGGUCCCAGCCGCAUCUGCAGUCGGUGCCUUGGUGGUCACCGAGUUAUCGUCAGAUGGGCGGCAGCGCGUUUGCACAGAGCGGGGGGCGACGCAGCGUCGGCGAGGGAGCAGAGGCGAGGAGUCUUGUGAAGGCUGUGGGCGGCGAGGCGCUGCGAGACCACCGGCGGAACGCGUCGGCUUCUGGGUUCUCCCUGAGCGACUACCUGUUCUUCACAGACGACGGAGAGCCGAGCGAGUUGAAGGAAGUCGACGCGCGGAAGUCACCGCGCGUGGAGAGCAGCCUGUCGCCUGCAUCGGGAGAGGCGGCGGCCUCAAGCGGCGACCCCCGAGAGCGAGGCGCCGAGGGUCGCUGCGGAGACGAAUACCCCUGCGUUUCAUCUCCCAGGCUUCCCCGAGACAGAACGGAUCCGCAGAGAAGUCGCGCUGCGAACGGAGACGCCGGGGCUGCAGCUGGGGACGCCCGCGCGCGAGAGCGAACCGACUCAGGUUGUGGAGACAAAACAGUGAAAGCGGAGACGCCAGAGACAAGGGGAGAGAAAAAGGAGGAAGAGACUAGGCGGCCAGGCGAGAACGAGGGCGCAGGCGAACCUUGCGGGGACGCCGAGAUGGACGAAGACCAAUUCGUGGAGCUGCUGUUCGGACGCGAAACUUCGUCCUGCUCCACGUCUGCGUCGCCGCGCCACGGACAGGAAGGCACCGUCGAUCACGCGGCUCUGUCCGAGUCACCGCCUGCCCGCAUGCAGUCGGCAAACCGCAGCAGUUCGCCCGCAGCCGCCUGCGGCGAGUCGACCACGACGUCUGCAGACGCGAGUCUCCUGGCGCACCCGGCGCAGUUGGCGGCGCGGCGUUUUGCGGCGACGCCGCCGGCGUCUCUGAGCGAGGCGCUGCGCCUGUGGAAAGCCUCUUGGAGCGACUCCGCCGCCUUUUCUGCACACACAGCCGACGGUGAAGCCGCUGAGAAGAGCGCGAGAGCAAGCACGGCGGCGGGCGAGGCCGUGCGCUCAGAUAAAGGAUCAACUCAUGCAGACGAACCGGCGGUGUCAGUGACAUCAGAGACGUUCGAGAAGUCGAGGGCGAGUGCGAGUCACGUCUGUCACGGACGCACUUGCGACAUUUGGAGCAUUCCGCAGUUCGAGCUGUACCUGUGUCGGGACUCGGGGGCGUUCCACUGUUGCGGACUUCGCUGCGACCGCAUGGUUCCGUCCGACUCCGACGUCGGCUUCCUCGUUUGUCCGGUCUCCGGUUUGAUGGUCGACCCAGCGCUGAUCAACGCGUGGACGGCGCGCGAGCUGCAGAGUGCGCCCGCGGCGCUGCUCGACUUUGGCGCAUGCGGCCGAUCAAGGGAAAGCGAUGCACUCAGACUCCGGUCCGCGGAGCUUAUGAACGAACUGGUGGUCGCGACCUACGUGACGGAGCAGCAAGCAGGCGCAGAUGACGAUGACGAAAUGGCGGGGAUCGGCGGCAUGUUUGGACGGUUCUGGACUGCGGGGUACAUGGCGGAACACGAAGGCGAAAUCCUGAGACCCAAAAAACGGUGUAAGUACACCUAACGCGGAAUCCACGUCAGAGGCUGUCUGCGUGGGUGCCGAUGAAAAAAGCGGGGAUGAGGCGCGGAGGACACUGUAAAAUUGCGGGCAAAUCCGUGUCUGGAUGGGGUAGGAGGAGCAGCGAUACUGAAAGUCUUGCAUGCCGUGGCGGAAGUGCCGCCUGGGAAGGUUUUGCCACUGAUUCGUGACUCCCCCUCGGUUUUGUCAGUCGGAAAAGGCGCGUGAAACGGCCAGACAACACAGUUAACAAAUGCGAC
Toxoplasma gondii ME49 is the source of this 4069-nucleotide messenger RNA. RefSeq lists its product as hypothetical. Gene Ontology annotation, molecular function: protein binding. The record is from RefSeq and is a predicted model, not a curated record. Lineage: Eukaryota; Apicomplexa; Conoidasida; Eucoccidiorida; Sarcocystidae. Bases 879 to 3815 code for a protein of 978 amino acids. The transcript has a single exon.